AUGUCUGGUAAUAAUUCUACGGGAGGAUCUGGGGUCGCUCAUGAAUGGAUUUUUAUCGAUGAGUCGGAAAUCGCCACAUCACCAGCACAAACCCUUCGUUCUCCCGUUCCUAAUCCAAAUUUGCCAGUUGACGUACCAUUUCCACCUAAUAUAAACCCAGCGGAUCUUAUUAGAAGGAAUAGGAAUGGGGACCUUCUUUCUAGGGCCACAAAUAAAUUUUUAAUUUAUCGAAAUGAAUAUGCAAAAGAAUUACAAAAUCAAGGAUUUAGGCUUUCCAUGAGGGAGGUAUCUAGAAUGGCCGCUAAAGCCUGGAAGCGAGAACCACAACACGUUAAGCGCAAGUAUGAAGACAUCGCAAGAGAGGUGGAAAGGAUACAUGUUCAGUUAUCCAUGUCGUCUUCAUCAGGAUGGGAAAGGCGAAGACCUUGUUACAAUCGAACGUCAAGCGAACAAGAAUUUUUCCCAAUCCAUAAUCAGAUGGAAGAUAACUGCGUUAUGAUGACGGUACCUCAGUCAAUACCGCAAUACUCUCCGUAUAUACCUUUCGCGUCAACGAUUCCUUACACACCAACCGUUAGAACGGUUCCAUCUCAUAGGUACUCUCCAAUACCUUCUCCUGUGGAUUCAAGGCAACUUUACCUUGUUAAUAACUGCGGAACUUCUCCAUUCGAUUAUUUCCAAUACGACCUUUAUAACGAACCACUUUCACUUCCAAUUGAAACCACCCCAUCCUUGUCACCAAAUUUUGAGAUCCCAUUCGGAUUUUCAUCCGAUGCGGAUUCUUUAAAUGAUUCAUUAGGAAGCUCUCCCGAAGCUUUUGAUUUUUCGUGA
This is a messenger RNA of Funneliformis mosseae, 831 nucleotides long. The record is from the annotation of a GenBank genome assembly. NCBI's taxonomy places the organism in Eukaryota, Fungi, Glomeromycota, Glomeromycetes, Glomerales, Glomeraceae.